AAAUUUGAGACUUUAUCAGUAAAUCUGGAUCAUGAAUGGCUCACCGAGCUGGAGGCCGAAUCGAGUUUAGUUGACAUCACACGUUGUAACAUGGGCCUGACGGAUCGAUGGUGUGUGUCGAGACAGAACGUAGCUGAGAGUCAAACACAACAGCGUGUGAACAUCAGAGACACAAAGAAAGAUGAAGCAUCAGCAUUGUGUCAUUAAACACAACAUCAUUAAAGAGUUCCUGGCUGAGUUUCUGGGGACCUUCAUACUGGUGUUGUUCGGCUGUGGCUCCGUCGCUCAGACCGUGUUAAGCCGAAACUCUCUCGGCGAGCCUCUGACCAUCCACAUUGGCUUCAGCAUCGGACUCAUGAUGGGAGUUUAUGUGUCUGGUGGUGUGUCAGGUGGCCACCUGAAUCCAGCUGUGUCUCUGGCCAUGGUGAUCUUAGGAAAGCUGAAGAUUUGGAAGUUACCCAUCUACGUCUUGGCACAGUUGCUGGGAGCGUUCGUAGGUGCUGCUGGAGUCUUUGGACUCUAUUAUGACGCUUUUAUGGAUUUCACAAAUGGAAUACUGUCAGUGACGGGAAUUAAUGCCACAGGACACAUUUUCGCAUCUUAUCCUGGAAGACACCUGACGGUACUGGGAGGUUUUGUGGAUCAGGUGUUUGGCACGGGAACGCUGGUUCUCUGUAUUCUGGCGAUCACUGAUGGGGGAAAUAUUGGAGCCCCUAAAGGGGUGGAGCCUCUGGCUGUUGGUCUGAUUAUUCUGGGCAUCAGUGUCUCUAUGGGUCUGAACUGCGGUUACCCGCUGAACCCCGCACGAGAUCUGGGCCCACGACUCUUCACCGCUUUGGCGGGUUGGGGGACGGAGGUUUUCAGCACUGCAGAUUACUGGUGGUGGAUUCCAGUUGCCGGACCGCUGGUCGGGGGGGUGGCCGGAGCCGCAAUCUACUUCCUGUUGGUCGAGCUGCAUCACACCAAACCCCAAGAAGAACCAGAUGAAGAGGAAGAAGAGGACGAAGAAGACAGCAGCCUAAAGGACAAAUAUGAGAUGAUCAACAUGUGUUAA
Messenger RNA from Paramisgurnus dabryanus, 1054 nucleotides. It is a transcript of the gene aqp9a, whose product is annotated as aquaporin 9a. Gene Ontology annotation, molecular function: water channel activity; glycerol channel activity; urea transmembrane transporter activity. The record is from RefSeq and is a predicted model, not a curated record. Gene Ontology annotation, biological process: glycerol transmembrane transport; water transport. Lineage: Eukaryota; Metazoa; Chordata; Actinopteri; Cypriniformes; Cobitidae. Gene Ontology annotation, cellular component: plasma membrane; basolateral plasma membrane.